AUGAACGCCCUGGUUUUGUGCACCCUGGCGCUGGCCACCCUGGCCGCGGCCCGACCCCAGCAGUUCACCAACCAGUUCAACCCGCAGCAGCAGCAGAAGUUUGCCUACCAGCAACAGUACGACAACAACCAGGUGGUGCAGCAGGCCGUGCAGCAGGUGGUGCAGCAGCCCUACCAGCAGCAGUACGCCCAGCCCGCCGCCCAGCCCGCCUACCAGCAGCAGCAGUACAACUACAACCAGUACGCCUACAGGCAAGAGGACGCCGCCGCCGCGAGCAGCACCACCCCCAUCCCCAUCCUGAGCUACGUCAACGAGAUCAACCCCGACGGCUCCUACCACUACAGCUACGAGACUGGCAACGGCAUCAAGGCCGACGAAUCCGGCAAAGUGAACAACGCCGGCCUGGAGAACGAGGCGAUCGCCGUGCAGGGCUCCUACUCCUACAUCGGUGACGACGGCCAGACCUACUCCGUGCAAUACACCGCCGACGAGAACGGCUUCCAGCCCCAGGGCGCCCACCUCCCCACCGCACCCCCACUACCUGCCGAGCUCCAGAAGGCCAUCGACGAGCACCUCGCCAUCCUGGCCACCGCCAAGCCUGCCGAGGAGGAAGCCAGCAGCGUCCCCGACCAGCGGUUCCUCGUCCAGCGCCACUUCUAAGCAAAUUAUAACAACGGCAACAAAAAAAUAUUGUGAUAAUGGUGUGGGUUAAAGGGCAGGGGAGGGGAGGGCCUUAGGGUGAAUGACGGGGUGGAGUUGGACUUGACGAGACUGACAGGGUAAAGUGCCAUACGAGGGAUACCGAACGGUUUACGGGUACCGAAAUACGGGUAAGGGCCUCUGUGGUGGGGGCUCAUCCUUGGACUAGACUGAAAAAAGGUGAAGAGUGAAAACGCACAGACCUAAACUUUUCAUGA
Frankliniella occidentalis (western flower thrips) is the source of this 917-nucleotide messenger RNA. RefSeq names its product larval cuticle protein LCP-22-like. The transcript has 4 exons. Gene Ontology annotation, cellular component: chitin-based extracellular matrix. Bases 1 to 660 code for a protein of 219 amino acids. NCBI's taxonomy places the organism in Eukaryota, Metazoa, Arthropoda, Insecta, Thysanoptera, Thripidae. The record is from RefSeq and is a predicted model, not a curated record. Gene Ontology annotation, molecular function: structural constituent of chitin-based larval cuticle.